Molecule: messenger RNA, 816 nt
Organism: Cutaneotrichosporon cavernicola
Lineage: Eukaryota; Fungi; Basidiomycota; Tremellomycetes; Trichosporonales; Trichosporonaceae
Exons: 6
Coding region: 1-816 (271 amino acids)
Biological process (GO): mRNA splicing, via spliceosome
Cellular component (GO): U1 snRNP
Molecular function (GO): U1 snRNA binding
Source: RefSeq, a predicted model, not a curated record
AUGGACGCCGGACCAUCACGCCAUGCGACGGUGACGGACGAGGCGGAGGAGCUAGUUCUCGAAGCCGGCGUUCCGACAAGUACCGAGGUCAACGGUAACGGUACCGGCGCGGCCAGCCCCGUGUCGGAACCCGAAGCAAGCGAGACGCUGUACCUCCACAACCUGAACGAGAAGGUACAAGUGGAUGUGAUGAAGACAACCCUCACAACGCUGUUUAAACCGUAUCAUCCUCUUCAGCCUAUUAUCGCGCACGGCAACGCGCGGAUGAAGGGACAAGCGUUCAUUUCGUUCCGGGACAAAGAGACGGCCGAGCGGGCGAUGGAAGACGUCGCCGAGUUCCCGCUCUAUGGUAAACCCAUUAUUAUCCAGUUUGCCAAGAAGCGUUCCGACGUGGUUAUUAAGCGCGAGCAGGGAGAGGAAGAGUUCGAGAAGUGGCUCGUAGAGCGCAAGGAGCAUAAGAAGACGACACGGAACACGAACGCUUGGAGGCUGAAGCAGCGCGCUAAGCACCAGGCCGGCGCCACCGACGAACCCUCGGCCGCGAAGAAGCCGCGGCUGCAGAUGCCGGACGAGUACCUUCCUCCCAACAAUGUGCUGUUCGUCCAGAACCUUCCUGAUGGCACUACGGCCGAGGACCUACGCGAGGUGUUCGAGCAGUAUGCUGGGCUCCAGGAGAUUCGUACAGUGCCCGCCAAGCGCGAUAUUGCGUUCGUCGAGUUUGUCGACGAGGUGACGUCGGCCGUCGCAAAGGACGCGCUGCACAACUUCAAGAUCGACGGCGAGACCAAGAUGAAGGUCACGUUUGCGCGCAAGUAG